AUGGCCCAGAAACGAAAGGCCAUUUCAGAAACCCAGCGACCGCCCAAGCGACUACAACAAUCGGCUCCAUCAGACAGCUCUGAUGUAUUUGAUAAUGGCAAUCUAUCAGACUCCGAAUCUCAAUCUUCCUACUGCCUAAGUCACGGCGACCAGCAGGCAACACCCAUCACACCUUACUCUCCUGCCUCCUCCAGAUACCCGUCAGAUCGCAAAACUCAUCUUUGCCCGUACGAUGGAUGCCUUAAAGCUUUCAACCGGCCUGCACGACUUACAGAACACCUAAGAUCGCACACAAAUGAGCGAAUAUUUAAUUGCACGUAUGACGGUUGCGAGAAGACCUUUCUACGAGCUUCCCAUCUGAACCACCAUGUGAAGAGCGCGCAUACCGCCAUCCGAGACUAUGUCUGCGAUAGAGAAGGAUGCGGCAAGACAUUUGUUACGGGAUCACGGCUACGAAGACAUCUAGCUGCGCAUGAAGGAAGGGAUAAAUACAGGUGUACAGAAUAUCCUCCUUGCAACGAGACAUUCCGCAAACACUCGACCCUCCAAAAACAUAUCUUGACCGCCCAUCUGAAUAAGAAACCUUUUCCCUGCCCGCAUCUUGAUCCAGUCACUGGUCAACAAUGUACACAGGCGUUCGACACAGCAGGGCAUCUGCGUUCUCAUGAGGGCAGACUUCACGGCGGUGCUCGGUUCGCCUGCACAGAAUGUGCCUCUAACGCAACUGACGAACAAAACUCGACAACAACGAACGGGGUUACCAACCCACAUCCAAACGCCGUCUUCCAAACUUAUGCUUUACUCCAAGCACACAUGAAAUCCGUCCACCCACCCACCUGUCCAGAAUGCGACAUGACAUGCUCAUCCAAUCGAGAUCUCCGCCGCCAUCUCGAAAUCACUCACGGUACUAUCCCGCUCGAAGAGCGCAAAAUCUACCCGUGCCAUUAUCCAAACUGCGGCCGCAACUUUACAAAAAGAGGCAAUCUGAACGUGCACAUAAAAACUGUUCACGAGGGUGAGAAGCGUUUUAUCUGCGGCGAGACGGAUCUCUCUCGCUCGAAAAAGCUAGAAGGCUGGACCGCGCAGGAUGGCGGAUGCGGAAAAAGGUACGGGAGCAAGCUUGCCCUCGAAGAGCAUGUGCGCACAGCGCAUUUGGGUUUGAAAAAUGCGAAAGCAGAGCGAAGGGAACUCCUUGGCCUUAACGGCUCCAGCAGUAACAGUAGCGGGUACAGUUCCCAUUCACGGCCGAAAGAUAAAUCUAAAAAUCAGAGUAGCCGCCCAGCAGCACCUUCGAAUCUCUCCAUGCUGACUGGUGAAGGCUACGAGGCGGAAUCUGGCCGGCACAUCCCAUGUCUGCUGGAGCAGUGUGCGCAUCGCUUCUAUCGAGACUAUGACUUGUGGCUGCACAUGGCCUCGAAGCACAGUUUGGAGGAAAACGAUAUUCAAAUCCUGUUCAUGCAGCGCGCUAUGCAAGGUGGGGAGCAGAGCUUUGCUCUCGACUUUGAUAGUCUGACGAAGCUUGGGUAUGGAUAUAGGUAUGCUCCCGCUGACGGUGGGAACGGCGAUGAUAUCCGUCCGCAGAAUGCAGGUGUUCAACAAUCAUUAGUUGGUAAAGGACAGAUGUUAGUUCAUGACGAACUUGCGAUGGUGGAUUGUACCAUUGAUACUGGUGUUUCUUCAGCUGAUAAUGGUGGGGAUACUGACAUGGCUUUGAUCGACCCCGUCUUGACAUUUACUCAGGGGCAACAAGCAAAGGAUGGAUGA
Histoplasma capsulatum G186AR is the source of this 1764-nucleotide messenger RNA. Its product is annotated as transcription factor tfiiia. NCBI's taxonomy places the organism in Eukaryota, Fungi, Ascomycota, Eurotiomycetes, Onygenales, Ajellomycetaceae. The transcript has 2 exons. Gene Ontology annotation, biological process: regulation of DNA-templated transcription. The record is from RefSeq and is a predicted model, not a curated record. Bases 1 to 1764 code for a protein of 587 amino acids. Gene Ontology annotation, molecular function: RNA polymerase II cis-regulatory region sequence-specific DNA binding; DNA-binding transcription factor activity, RNA polymerase II-specific.